GCCCCGUCCCGCCCGCCUCGCCGCCGCUGAGCGCAUGGGCCGCGCCGCGCCGCUCCGCGAGCAGGGCCGGGGCCCUGCCGUCGCCGCCGCCGACGCGCGCGGGACAGAUUGAUUCACUUUGGAGCUGUAAGUACUGAUUAUUAGGGUGCAGCGCUCAUUGUACAGUGACGCAGGAUCCCACAAUGAGUAUCCAAGAGCAGGGUUUCCCUUUGGACCUUGGAGCGAGUUUCACCGAAGAUGCCCCCCGACCCCCAGUGCCUGGUGAGGAGGGUGAACUGGUGUCCACAGACCCCAGGCCCGUCAGCCACAGCUUCUGCUCCGGGAAGGGUGCCGGGGUUAAAGGUGAGACUUCAGCAGCCACCCCGAGGCGCUCGGAUCUGGACCUGGGGUAUGAGCCUGAGGGCAGCGCCUCCCCCACCCCGCCAUACUUGAAGUGGGCUGAGUCGUUGCACUCGUUACUGGACGAUCAAGAUGGGAUAAACCUGUUUAGGACUUUCCUGAAGCAGGAGGACUGUGCUGACCUGCUGGACUUCUGGUUCGCCUGCAGCGGCUUCAGGAAACUGGAGCCCUGUGACUCGAAUGAGGAGAAGAGGCUGAAGUUGGCCAAAGCCAUUUACCGCAAAUACAUCCUCGAUAACAACGGCAUCGUAUCCAGGCAAACUAAGCCAGCUACCAAGAGCUUCAUAAAGGACUGCAUCAUGAAGCAGCUGAUAGAUCCUGCCAUGUUUGACCAGGCCCAGACGGAGAUCCAGUCCACCAUGGAAGAAAACACCUACCCCUCCUUCCUCAAGUCUGAUAUUUAUUUGGAAUAUACGAGGACAGGCUCGGAGAGCCCAAAGCUCUGUAGCGACCAGAGCUCUGGGUCGGGGACAGGGAAGGGCAUACCUGGAUACCUGCCCACUUUGAAUGAAGAUGAGGAAUGGAAGUGUGACCAGGACCUGCACGAAGACAGCGGCAGAGACCCUGCUCCCCCCGGCAGGCUCACGCAGAAGCUGCUUCUGGAGACGGCUGCCCCGCGGGCCUCCUCAAGUAGACGGUCCAGCGAAGGCAGAGAAUUCAGGUGCGGGUCCUGGCGGGAGCCUGCCAACCCCUACUACGUCAGCUCCGGCUACGCCCUCGCCCCGGCCACCAGUGCCAACGACAGUGAGCAGCAGAGCCUAUCCAGUGAUGCCGACAGCCUGUCCCUCACCGACAGCAGCGUGGAUGGAGUCCCGCCGUACAGGACCCGUAAGCAGCACCGCCGGGAGAUGCAAGAGAGCGUCCAGGUCAACGGGCGGGUGCCCCUACCUCACAUCCCUUUUUCCAUUUUCAGAAGCACAGCCGUGCAGCCUAGAGGCUCUUUUCCAGAACACCUGAGCUUGGGGGCAGGCAUCCGCCGCAGGGCCGAGCCUCGCACGCGUCCUCACUCCACGUGGCGCACUUACCGAAUGCCAAAGGAAGUCCGCGUGGAGCCCCAGAAGUUCGCCGCGGAGCUCAUCCACCGCCUGGAGGCCAUCCAGCGGACACGGGAGGCCGAAGAGAAGCUGGAGGAGCGGCUGAAACGCGUCCGGAUGGAGGAAGAAGGUGAGGAUGGUGACAUGCCCUCUGGUCCCCCGGGGGCCACUCAUAAGCUGCCUUUGGCCACAGCCUGGCACCACUUCCCGCCCCGCUAUGCAGACAUGGGCUGCGUGGGUCUGCGGGACGCGCACGAGGAGAACCCUGAGAGCAUCCUGGAUGAGCACGUGCAGCGGGUCAUGAGGACGCCGGGCUGUCAGUCGCCGGGGCCCGGCCACCGUUCCCCUGACAGCGGGCACGUGCCCAAGAUUGUGGGGGUCCUAGGGGGCGUGCCCCCUGGGCACAGUAAGCACGCACCUAAGUCCGGGGUGAAGCUGGACGCAUCCGGCCCUCACCUGCACAGGCACGGCCACCACCACAGUCACCACGGGGCGGCCAGGCCCAAGGAGCAGGCCGAGGCUGAGGCCACCCGCCGUGUCCCGGGCAGCUUCUCUUGGGUCCCGGAGCUGCACGGCCACACAGCCAAGCCCCGUAGCCACUCAGAGAGCGUGGGCACCGCCCCCAAUGCCAGCGACAGCCUGGCCUACAGCGGGAAGUCUGGCACUGCCUCCAGAAGAAACGCCAAGAAGGCGGAGUCAGGGAAGAGUGCGGGAGCCGAGGUGCCUGGCCCCUCGGAAGACGCGGAGAAGAACCAAAAGAUCAUGCAGUGGAUCAUCGAGGGGGAGAAGGAGAUCAGCCGGCACCGCAAGGCUGGCCACGGGUCUUCUGGUGCCAAGAAGCAGCAGGUGCAUGAGAGCCCCAGGCCCUUGUCCGUGGAGCGUCCCGGGGCCGUGCACCCUUGGGUCAGCGCUCAGCUUCGCAACUCCGUCCAGCCCUCUCACCUCUUCGUUCAAGACCCCACCAUGCCACCCAACCCAGCCCCCAACCCUCUGACCCAGCUGGAGGAGGCCCGCAGGCGCCUGGAGGAGGAAGAGAAGAGAGCCAGCAAAUUACCCUCAAAGCAGAGGUAUGUGCAGGAGGUCAUCCAGCGGGGGCGCUCCUGUGUCAGGCCAGCGUGCACACCUGUGCUGAGCGUGGUGCCAGCCGUGUCCGACUUGGAGCUCUCGGAGACAGAGUCGAAGUCGCAGAGGAAGGCGGGCAGUGGGAGCGCCCAGCCGUGUGACAGCAUCGUGGUGGCCUAUUACUUCUGCGGGGAGCCCAUCCCGUACCGGACCCUGGUGCGGGGCCGAGCCGUCACUCUGGGCCAGUUCAAGGAGCUGCUGACGAGGAAGGGCAACUACAGAUACUACUUUAAGAAGGUGAGCGACGAGUUCGACUGCGGCGUGGUGUUUGAGGAGGUUCGGGAAGAUGAGGCCGUCCUGCCGGUCUUUGAGGAGAAGAUCAUCGGCAAGGUGGAGAAGGUGGACUGACCCGCCAGCCGGGCCUCCGCGCCAGGCUGGGCCCUCGUCGGGCAGGGGCCAGGGUGGCCUCCGAGGGUCCUGUGGGUCACCUGCUUGGCGUGUAUGCAGACAACACAACUACUGGCAGAAGGCCACCCGCCUCUUCGGGCCGUCUGUGUCCGGACGGGCAGGGGUCCCUCUGCGGGUCCCACGGGCCUCUGUCCUGCAGCUGACGAGGAGGGUGCGCGGUCCACUCCUCAGCAAUACUCGGUCCGCCUGGGCGGGGAGCCCGCCCCGGGGCCACCUCGACCGCCCUCCGUGUCGCCCUGCUGCUGACCGUGGGCAGGCCCGCCCGCUCCUCGCCCCGUGCUCACACUGCAGGCUCCGCCCCUCCCCCUGGGACUCGUCCGCCACGCCCUGCCCCGGGCCGGGGGGGCCGGGGGGGCCGGGGGGGCCUCUGUAAAUUGUACAUGUCACCGAGUGCCUUCAACACAGCUCGUCUCUUGCCUGCCACUGUGUGGAUCCGGCGCCGGAGCCCGGAGCGCUCUCCCUCCUCCACCCUCCGUUUCCAGAGCGCGGGCUCAGCGGGUCCCAGCCCCCCCCCCCCCCCCCCGCCACCCACCUCCCCUUUAAGGGCCCGUGUAAAUAUGUACAUUUCUCAGGCCAGGGCCAGCGGGGUGGAGGGGGCUGCCCCAGCCCAUUUCUCAUGCGCUGACUUGUACAAUUAUCUUUUCAAAGGUACUUGGAUAAUAAUGGAAUAAAAUCCUUUUUGAACCUUC
Panthera uncia (snow leopard) is the source of this 3652-nucleotide messenger RNA. It is a transcript of the gene AXIN1, whose product is annotated as axin 1. Bases 183 to 2903 code for a protein of 906 amino acids. Lineage: Eukaryota; Metazoa; Chordata; Mammalia; Carnivora; Felidae. The record is from RefSeq and is a predicted model, not a curated record. The transcript is spliced from 12 exons. Gene Ontology annotation, biological process: negative regulation of canonical Wnt signaling pathway.